Corvus hawaiiensis (hawaiian crow) is the source of this 5006-nucleotide messenger RNA. RefSeq names its product PDLIM1 interacting kinase 1 like (gene PDIK1L). Gene Ontology annotation, biological process: protein phosphorylation. Gene Ontology annotation, molecular function: ATP binding; protein kinase activity. The record is from RefSeq and is a predicted model, not a curated record. The transcript has 2 exons. Bases 1582 to 2607 code for a protein of 341 amino acids. Lineage: Eukaryota; Metazoa; Chordata; Aves; Passeriformes; Corvidae.
GCCCCGGGGCUCGGCGCGGUGGCACGGCCGCGGUGACAGCCGGCUCCCGACACGGGGGGGGACGUUCCGUGCCCGCUUGGAACCCGGUGUGCCCGUGUUUGAGUAACGCAGCGCAGUGUUUUCCUCCGGAGUUAUUCGGCCGCUGGUGAAAUUACAGAUCCUGCCCUUGUUGGCCCAUCGGAUCUCAGUGUUCAGGCUCUGAUCUGAAGUUGCAGCCCCGCUACAGGUGCAGCCUCGGGCCAUCCCGUGAGUGGAUUCUCCUGGUAACGCGUUUCUCACACACGUCACAUCUUGGUUCAAAACCUUACUGCAAAUGUGUGUCACACAGCUUUGCUGAAAGGUUAAAAUAUCUCUGUAGCAUUGCCUGAGACUGAUGAUACCUUUUUUCUCUCUCUUUUUCUUUUUUUUUUUCUUUUUUUUUUCUUAAAAAAAAAAAAAUUGCCUAAAGCAGUGGAAAUACUUGAAAGCUUCUUACUAAAAACAGGCGUUUGUUUCAAUGUGGUCCUUAUUGCCUGGUUUACUGACAUAAAGAGAAUUACCUUUAUCACUGGCUGUCUUAAAGCUAUUGUAGUUCUGAUCUACCAGUGUGAUUUUACUUAUUUAUUUAUUUAUUUACUUUUGGUUUUGCGUUUCAUUCUGUUUGACCAGUGAUCCUUCGCUAGCCAGGCUUUUUUUUUUUUUUUUUUUAAUUUAUUCCUGUCUCUAGUCAGUGUCCCGUUUUGGUUUGGUUGUGUGAAGGUGGUGCUGGUGUUUGGUUUGUAAUCUUGUAGGGCAGCGUGCAGGGACGGUCAUAAAUCUGCAGCAGGGUUUGGUGGCUUUUUUUUUUUUUUUUUUUUUUUUUGUGUGUGUGUCUCUCUCUCUCUCUCUCUGUUUUACUUUCAGAGCAAUAACUUAACUUUUGUCCUUGCUCUGUUGAGCAAAAGUGAAAGUUAGAUGCUGGGUGCAAACUUCUGCAAUCAGUUAUCCUUUUUAACCUUUCAUAGCUGUAGAUUCCUCGUGCGGAGGAGACUUGGUGAAAAAUCAGUCGCCUCAAAAAGUAAACCGGGAGCGAUUGAAGCUUUCUCUUCUCUGAGUAAAACAGCUUAAUUAUAACAGAAACAUUUGCUCCUGCAGUCACCUCCACAAGAGGCAGUUAAUUAAAAUCUGUCACUGCCCAACCAGGGGCUUCAACUGGAACCUCCUGUGCUCUCCAGGCUGGAUGGGGAGCAUGACACCCUCCUGUUAUUCCUGCAGAUGCUCACGGAAGACACUGAGGGAGAGGAGCAGGAGCGUUCUCGAUAGUCCUGUCUCGGCACGAUACCAGUCUAGGUUUGAAUUGUUGCCACCUUGAACGCACUGGGCUGUAUUUGAAAUCUUAACGAAAAGAUGUAAUUUCACUUCCACCUGGCCCGUGGCAACAGGUGCAGGUUUACGGAGUAGCUUCUGGAAUAGUUCUAGCACUCGACCCCCGUUAAUGGCGGGGUCUGGGCAGGCCCAGCGCUGCCACGCCAGCCCCUAGAGGGGAAAAUACAGCCCGGUUCCUGUGCCUAAGUUUUAGUUCUGUGGGUUUUUCCCCCUUCCCCAGAACCUUUGCUCUUGAAGAUGGUGAGUAGCCAGCCUAAGUACGAUCUAAUUCGGGAGGUUGGUCGUGGCAGUUAUGGUGUGGUGUACGAAGCGGUCGUCAGGAGGACCUGUGCCCGCGUGGCCGUGAAAAAGAUCCGGUGCCACGCUCCGGAGAACGUGGAACUGGCUCUGCGCGAGUUCUGGGCCCUUAGCAGUAUCAAGAGCCAGCACCCCAACGUCAUUCACCUGGAGGAGUGCAUCUUGCAGAAAGAUGGCAUGGUGCAGAAGAUGUCCCAUGGCUCCAGCUCCUCCCUUUAUUUACAGCUUGUAGAAACCUCAUUAAAAGGAGAAAUAGCCUUUGACCCCAAAAGUGCUUAUUACCUGUGGUUUGUGAUGGAUUUCUGUGAUGGAGGAGACAUGAACGAGUACCUGCUGUCCCGAAAGCCCAACCGCAAGACCAACACCAGCUUCAUGCUGCAGCUCAGCAGCGCCCUGGCCUUCCUGCACAAAAACCAGAUCAUCCAUCGGGACCUCAAGCCCGACAACAUCCUCAUCUCCCAGAGCAGGGUGGACGCCAGCGACCCGGAGCCCACCCUGAAAGUGGCGGAUUUUGGGCUGAGCAAGGUGUGCUCGGCCUCCGGGCAGAACCCCGAGGAGCCCGUCAAUGUCAAUAAAUGUUUCCUGUCCACUGCCUGCGGCACCGACUUCUACAUGGCCCCCGAGGUGUGGGAGGGACACUACACGGCCAAGGCAGACAUCUUCGCCCUGGGCAUCAUCAUCUGGGCCAUGCUGGAGAGGAUCACCUUCAUCGACACCGAGACCAAGAAGGAGCUGCUGGGCAGUUACGUGAAGCAGGGCACGGCCAUCGUGCCCGUGGGCGAGGCGCUGCUGGAGAACCCCAAGAUGGAGCUGCUCAUCCCCGUGAAGAAGAAGUCCAUGAACGCCCGGAUGAAGCAGCUGAUCAAGGAGAUGCUGGCGGCCAACCCGCAGGACCGGCCCGACGCCUUCGAGCUGGAGCUGAGACUGGUCAACAUCGCCUUCAAGGACAGCAGCUGGGACACGUGAAGGGGCUCGGCGGGAGCUGCCUGGCAGGCAGAGCCUGAGCUCACCUGCAGGGGGUGGUUUUCACCUCACUGGAGUUUCUCGACAGGAAUGUUGAGUUGGCCACGGUGUAAAAUCCCAGAGUGAGACGUGAGGGUGUUCCUUGGUGUGCACUGGCAGGGGGAUGUUGAAAGAGCCAACACUACUUGAUUUCCAGCACUCUGUCAUGGAGUGUCUCAUACAUUCCAGUUUCCUAUGUCAGUAUUAGGAACUCUCAUGGAAAAAAAAAAAAAAAAAAAAAAAGGUUUGCAUGCUGGCAGUGCAAAUCUUGAGGCUUUGUAAUGUAAUCUGUGUAUAUAUUUAUGUACAUGAGUGACUGGGAGCGUGUGGCACUUAAAUUAUUUGCUGUGGGUCUGGAUGACUGGGGUCUGCUAGAAAACUGGGUGAGGAAGGUGGGUGAGAAACACUCCUUCUUCCCCAGGCCUGAAUGACUUUAUUAUUUAUUUUUGUUAUCUGAUUUCAGAGACUUGACUUUGUAAACAAAAAAAAGCAAUGCAAGGGGAUCAGCUGCUUUUGAAGUGCUAACGUGGCUGAUCUUAGCACUUAGAGCUUAAUGAGCUCAUCACCGAGGGAGUCAAAUUAAAAAUGUACAGUCAGGUGCUGGCAGGGGACUGGGUCAUUGAUCAUUUGAUUUUGCUUUUAUUUAUCGAUUAAUCUGCCUUUUCUCAACAUGCUUUCUUCUCUGGUGUCUAUAAUCCAAUAGCACCUUGAGGAUUUAUCACAGCAGAAUUCUGUGCCAUUCCUCAGUUGAUGGAAACAUGGAUGAGGGAAUCCAGCAGCAUGUUCUUAAAAUCCUUCAAAAUGCAGUGGCAGCACAGUUUUCCCACUAACUGGAUCCAGCUGAUAAUCCUGGCCAUGGCCUUUUCCUCUCUGGCACUGCCCCUGAUCCAGUGGGGAUGAGGGGACAGAGGUGGCUCUGGCCCGUGGCUCACACCUGGUGUCAGAGCUGGGAGAAGGCUCGGUGACAGGUAUGUGAAGGGUGCCAGCCUGGGUUGAUUUAUUUUUUUUUUAUUUAUUUCUCCUCCUUUUAAAGAAGUGAUCUUUAUUUGAAAGCACAGAUGGGAGGAUGGGGAGCUUUGGAGCAGCUGGAAGCUGCUUAUCCCCAGCUCUUGUUGCACAGAGCAGAUUGAGGCUGGGAGAGGUUUUGCUGAGGCCACCUGACUCUGCAGGGCUGACAGAAGCUCUUUGUACCAGCACAACACUUUGUUCUUUUGGGUGCAGGACUGACCUUUUCUGUGCAGUUUGACCUUUUGGAACAAGCAGAGUUAAAAUUGCCUUUAAAGCUGCAGGAAAGGCCAGUUUUCUUAAUAAAUUCAAUUUAAUUUUUUUCCUCCACCCAAAUAUUACUUGAAAAUGGCUGUAAGUAUUUCCAUGUAUAAUUUGCUUUUUGAAUACUGUUCCCUCUUAGUGCCCGGGGAGCAGUUCUGGGCACUCAGUGUUUAUUCUUUGAGUGUGAAUAAACAAAAUACUAUUUUUUUGUUUUUCCAAGAGCAAAAAAGAUUCUGAUUCCACCCAGCUGCUGAGGCUUUACAGGCCACAGGUGGUUCUUAGCUGGUGCUGUGUGAGGCUUUACAGGCCACAGGUGGUUCUUAGCUGGUGCUAUGUGAGCUGGUGCCCGUCACCCAGCUGGCCUUAGUUUGUAAUUCUUGUUAUUUUCUUUCACUUCAUCGUUUUAGGGAGCGAUCCUCAGACAAACACACUUCACUUCUGUGCCAGCUCUGCCUCCCAGUUCUCACAUCUCAGCAGGGUCACUGGAUGAGUAAAGUUUGAAGGGGGUUUAUAAUUCACGUUAAACUUGAGAGCUUUUUAAAAAUAAGGGGGUGAGCGUCCCCUUCUCUCACCCAGGCAGAAGUCAUAACCAGGGUGUGAACCUCCUGCAGAGUAACACUGCUCCCCUCUGAGGUGCUUUGUGACUCACCCGAUUCCCCUCUGCAGGGUUCCACUGCCUGCAGGGCAGAAAUGAGGGAAUGGCACAGGGAAGUCUUGGGGUUUUUGACUCCCAAAGUGUUUCUUUGCACUGAUUGCCACUUUAUAGGUCGGGGGUGCCUGAAAUCCCCCUCAUGGUGCUUAUCCUCGCUGUUGGGUGACACUGGUAGUCCUCGAGCUCUGUGUUCUCUUUGAGUUUUGUUGUCUGAGGUCUUUGUUUUGAGAAAACAAAUCAAGUUGUUGUAGCAGCUGCGGGGUCGUUCACCAGCGUGACACGAAGUCAAGACACUUUCCAGCACUUGGGAAAGAUUUUUUUUUUUUCCAUGUUUUUCUUUAAAAACUGUAAAAUAUAUUUUAUGGAGAAUUUAUAAUGAGGAAAAUUAUUGUGUAAUUUAUUAAGUUCAUGACUGUUUUUGAAAUAAAAUCUUGAAUUUCAA